Molecule: messenger RNA, 2019 nt
Organism: Morone saxatilis (striped sea-bass)
Lineage: Eukaryota; Metazoa; Chordata; Actinopteri; Moronidae
Gene: napbb
Product: N-ethylmaleimide-sensitive factor attachment protein, beta b
Biological process (GO): synaptic transmission, glutamatergic; regulation of synaptic vesicle priming; intracellular protein transport
Cellular component (GO): synaptobrevin 2-SNAP-25-syntaxin-1a complex; terminal bouton; vacuolar membrane
Molecular function (GO): syntaxin binding; soluble NSF attachment protein activity
Source: RefSeq, a predicted model, not a curated record
GCACGCCCACGUAAAAUAAACCCAUCGACUGUAAUCCUCACUGUACACAGCGGAGUCCUCUGCGGGUAUUUUCUGCCAUACUGUAAGUUUGUUCCGAACAAAGCGAAGAAAUGGACAACUCUGGGAAAGAGAAAGAAGCGAUUCAGCUAAUGGCCGACGCUGACAAAAAAGUCAAGUCCUCUGGCUCUUUUUUGGGAGGGAUGUUUGGAGGAGGACCUCACAAAGUGGAAGAAGCGUGUGAGAUGUACUGCAGAUCAGCAAACAUGUUCAAGAUGGCCAAGAACUGGAGUGCUGCUGGAAGUGCAUUUUGCAAGGCUGCACGUCUCCACAUGCAGCUACAGAACAAACAUGACUGCGCCACCAGUUUUAUUGAUGCAGGAAACGCUUAUAAGAAGUCUGACCCUAAUGAGGCAAUCAAGUGUUUAAAUGCUGCCGUCGAUAUAUACACAGACAUGUUCUGCCAACAAGUGUCUGCUGAAGGUGGGGGCUUACUGUGCUCAGUUAGAGCAAUACCAGAAGGCUAUUGAGAUCUACGAGCAGGUCGGAGCCAACACGAUGGACAACCCGUUGCUGAAAUACAGCGCCAAAGAGUACUUCUUCAAAGCCUCCCUGUGUCAUUUUAUUGUCGACGAGCUCAACGCUAAGAUCGCAGUUGAAAAAUAUGAGGAGAUGUUCCCGGCUUUCUCAGACUCUCGAGAAUGCAAACUGCUGAAGAAACUUCUUGAGGCUCACGAGGAACAGAACAGCGAGGCGUUCACAGAAGCAGUAAAAGAGUUUGACUCGAUCUCACGCCUGGACCAGUGGCACACAACCCUCCUGCUGCGCAUCAAGAAGACCAUCCAGGGUGAUGAAGGGGAUCUGAAAUGAGAGAAACACGGGGGUAGAAAUGCAGCACGGAGGGACAAAUCCAUCACGCAUGCUUUCUCUCACACACACGCACACACACACGCACACACGCUCACCUCACUGUGUAUAGCAUCUGGAGAUGAGUGUCUGCUGACGAUUUUGAAUAUUCCACCGCUCACUGCUACACUGUCAAAGUACUAUCUUUGCUUUCUUUACGAGCAUAUCUGAAUCUAGUGAGAAUGUAAAUCCUCUCGCCCUCACCUCUGUCUAGAGGAUUGCUGCAUACCUUUCCUGCUGAAAUCUGUCCUGGGCGAUUUCAGAGCGGUAUAUUGUAUUGAAACUGAUGUUAGUAUUGACAUUAAGCCCCGCAUGUUUUGUACAAUUAUUGUUUUAUAGUCAGAUGCAGCUUGUUUGUUUUUUUUUUUUAUCUAGUUUUAUUGUAUAUUUAAACAGAUUAUUUAAAUGUUUCAGUUUGUUGUACAUAAGAUUAUCAUGGUGUGUAUAAAUGUACUGUUAUCUUAAUUUUUUUUAUUUGUUGGAGUAGAGAAGGGAUCAAAUCAAUGUUGUGAUUUUUCUUAAAACUUCAUUAUGAUUACAGCCACAAAAAGAGUGAUUUUGUUUCCAUUUGAUCGCCAAUGGGGGAAAGACUCUUCCUGAAGAAGGGCAAUGAUAUGCACCAAGUGUAGACUGUUAAACAUUUGUAUCUAAUCAUAAUCAUACACAUUCAUACUUAAAUUACUUUAGUAUUAUUUAUUACUUAAGGAUUUGUUGAUGUAAUACUACUUUGAAUGUUUGAAUCUGUAAGCUGUGACUUAUAGUUUGCUAGUGGAAAAUGUAUUUUUAAAUCAAAAGCACUGACAUGGAAACCCCCACUCCGUAUUUCCAGGGACAUAAUCUUGGGGGGGUAACGUGCGUCAUUAGUCACUCAUCUCGUGCUGUGUUGUGAUGUGAACUCAUCUUUGAAGGUUUACUACAGUGCACCUUCCAAAUGGCCAGUUGCUAAGCAUGUCAUUGUGUAUAGUUCAGUGUUGUUACAUUCACUAGUGUGAGCCAGACCAAAGUUUUUACAAAAGGGUCAGUCGCCCUGCGUAUCCAGCUUCUUCCAUGUGGACUGACAAUGGACCUUGGAUAUGAUCUGUAUGCUUGUGUGAAUGGACAAUAAUAAAGAUAUUA